AUGCCACCGCAAGAAGUUGGGAAAAUAUGGACAUUGAUUAUGGAUCAAUUUCAAGAUAUUGAGCAUAUUGAGGUAUUUUACAAUUAUGUAACAAGUACGUGGGUAAUGAUAACAAAUAAUAGUUUAGAAGGUUGGCAUCAUCGUUUAAAUAUUGAUUUAAAUCAUAUUAUACAUCCACAUUUUUAUAUGUUUAUUCGUGCUAUUCAAAACGAUUAUGCAUAUAAUUCAGCCAUAUCAUCACGUCAUACAGCCACUGAUACAAUACCACCAAGAAAAAAGUUAUUUGUGAAUCGAAAUGCACGAUUACACGAUUUAGAAAAUCGUUAUAAAUAA
This is a messenger RNA of Didymodactylos carnosus, 333 nucleotides long. The record is from the annotation of a GenBank genome assembly. NCBI's taxonomy places the organism in Eukaryota, Metazoa, Rotifera, Eurotatoria, Philodinida, Philodinidae.